AUCAUCAUUAACAUGACAAUUCAGCUGCCUGUAACCUCCAUUGUGUUCAUUACUUUGAUCAUUCCAUAAUCAAAACUUAUUUUGUUUUAGCCAUCAAUAAGGGAAACCUUUGCUGUGCUUUCAGAAUCCCAAUUGUUUUUUUCACAGAUUUACUUUUCCCUCCUGCACUUGAUAAUCACCGCUCAAUCACCUUCCAUUGAAACAUCGUUAUUCUUGAACCAUCAUCCACCAGAAAAACGGAUUAAAGGCCAAUAUUUACAUGAUAUGUUGAGUGAUUUUUUGUUACCAGGUCCAACCUCUGAGACGUACAAUUAUGAAUGAAAUGUUUAGCUUCUUUAACUCCAAAAGAUGAAUCCAAGCAAUCCAGUAGUAAAUCAAUCAUCAGUGAACCCAAUCAAUACCGAUUUUAAUGGUAAUAAAACUCCAAUAGAUUCAACUCCGACAGUCAAUAAAUUAAAUGCAUCAACUUCAAACCUUGCCUUCUCCCAAACUGUAACUUCAACAACAUCAGAGGUAACAGUUUCCUCUUCCUCUUCCAGUUCUGAUACUGUUUCCAAAUUCACAUCAUCUCAAGGUUCUUCUCCUGCACUUUUAUCUGAAAUACCAGAUGCAAAUAGUGACAACAACAAUGGCAGCUUCUCGAUGUUUGGCUAUUCUUCAUUUCCAUCCAAGACUUAUUUAGCCUCUUACCAAUGGUUAACUUCACCUUUUACUGCUUGGCUUCUAUCGGCAACCGGAUUUGUGAUACUUGCUCUUAUUUUUACUUUAAUCUAUCAGCGGAUUCGCAAACGCAACCGUAAAUUACGUGAAUUACGCCAUUUAACACCUGAAACAUCCUUAUCAUCAUUCCCUGGUUCUCGGUCAAAUUUCGCUCUGGGUAUUAAACCUUCCCAUUCAAUUGAGUUUGUGGUUCCAACGAUAACUGUCCCAGGAACUUUAUUAUGCUCUUCCUUUGAUGACUCCUUUACUGACUCAGAUUGUAUUCCUUUUACUUCUGGCUCAGAUCGUGAAUACCUGUCAACUCCGGCUCGAACCCGACAACGUCAUCUAACUGGACACAAUUACAGUCUCUCUCCAUUUGAUAUCAACCCUCCUCUGUACGGUUCAAGAGGAGGUCUAAUGGGUUUAAGUGACGUACAGCUACCAACAAGCGAAAAAUGGAUUGGCCGAGUUAUAUUUGUAUUGCAUUAUAAUUUGAAUCGACAGCGGUUAUUGGUAACUCUACUAUCGGCAAGUGAUUUGCCAAAAAGUGAAAAACGUUCAUCUCUUAAUCCAUCAGCAAAAUUAACAUUGUUACCCUUCAAUGAUCCUAAAUUUGUAACCAAGGUUCAUAAAAACACUUGUAAUCCAGUUUUUAAUGAACUCUUUGUUUUCCCUGCAAGAAAAGAUAAUCUGGAUGAAAUACAAUUGAAAAUUGCUAUUGUUGAUAAUGAUCGUUUCUCAAGGAAAUACUUUGUUGGUCAAUGUGUCUACAGUAUAACUCAAUCAGGGAUACAGAAUGGAAUUACGAGUGACGUUAUUACCGAUGAAAUACUAUGUACUUUGUCAACAGAAAAAACUGCAGCAUCUCCUGGUGAAUUACAAGUGUCUUUGUGUUACCGAGCAUCUGAAGCAACCUUGACAUUGACUAUAAUGAAAGCUCGAGGUUUGGCUGUGAAAGAUGUAACAUCAGUUUACCCAAAGGUUUCGCUGUUUUUAGGCAAAAAAAGGAUUGGAAGCAAGAAGAGUCCCGUCAGGAAAGCUUACUCUGCCAUUGAUUUCAAUGACAGUUUCCAUGUUCACAUUAAAGACACGGCGAUAGACAAUGUUAACAUCGUUAUUAGUUUAAUUGGUCGCACUUCCAUUGGAUUAAACACUCGGCAUAAUUUUGGUAAAAUAUAUCUAGGCGAUUGUAAUUCACCUAAUGGAGCAGUUCAUUGGGCUGAGAUGAUCAAAUCAAGUCCUAAUCCCAUCAUUAAAUGGCAUCCACUCAACAGGAAUAUUUAGACUCUAGAUUCUAGAGUCCAUUGUAAAACAAUCAAAACUCAAUUUAAAAUGAAAAUCAAUUGAAGGCUUAAAAUUUGCUGGCAUAGUGUUGAAAAUCAACACAACUCUAAAAAAUCAAGAGUAAAUUUAAUAAUGAAAUGAUGUAAAAUUAAAAUAAACAUCAAUUGAUAUCUAAUUAGCAAAUACAACUUUUUACUCUUUUGAAAUAAAAAAUACAGCUACACAAUUAAAACACAA
Tetranychus urticae (two-spotted spider mite) is the source of this 2223-nucleotide messenger RNA. Its product is annotated as synaptotagmin-1. The record is from RefSeq and is a predicted model, not a curated record. NCBI's taxonomy places the organism in Eukaryota, Metazoa, Arthropoda, Arachnida, Trombidiformes, Tetranychidae.